UCAAGAGCACCUUCAACAUUGGUUUGACGACACGCAUGUCGCGUACACUUGUGCACGCACACGCGCGUGCCCGAUCUGACGCACAGGGUGAUUUUGCCUGCAGUGGGUGGGAGCUUAGAUUGUAAAAGAAAGUGAAACUCAGCAGCGGGAACAUGAGGGAAGGAUGACAAAGCUAAUAUGAUCGAGGUUUAAAAGACGUUUCGAUUGGUCUAUAUUCUGGAUACGUCAUCCCGGCAGGCAUUCAACCCUCUCAUCAGGGGGUCCAUCUUCCGCUCUGCAGGUUAAAGGACAUUUCCUCCACAAUGGUCUUGGUUAGACUGUUGGUGCCGUCUCUAUUUCUGAUGUCUCUGGUUGAGUCGCAGCCCGCCCAGAGUUCCCAGCAGGCGUCUAGCCCUCCUCACCCCGCAGGAGAACAGUCUCCUUUGGGGACCGACACUCUGUCCUUCCCUUGGAGCCGUCUUCGCCUGCCAAGGUACAUAAUUCCACUUCACUACCACCUCCUCCUGCACCCUAACCUCACCAGUCUCCACUUCACUGGCUCAGUGCAGAUUCAGAUCGACGUCCAGAACAACACAAACUGGGUAGUAUUACACAGCAAGGGCCUGCAGAUCUCCAAGGCGACCAUAGUGGACCAGAACCUGGGCCGUCCGUCUGAUAAGGUUCUUCCAGUUCUUCAUAACCCUUCCCAUGAGCAGAUUGGCAUUUUCUCUUCCAGGGUGCUCAGCAGCGGGCAGAAGUACUUUCUGAAUAUUGAGUUUGGGGCAGAAUUGUCAGAAGGCUUCUAUGGCUUUUAUAAGAGCACCUACCGAACCAGCACGGGAGAAACCAGAACAUUGGCUUCAACUCACUUUGAGCCCACUAGUGCUCGGAUGGCAUUCCCUUGUUUCGAUGAGCCGAGCUUCAAAGCUAACUUCUCAAUACGGAUCAGGAGGAGUCCGGAGUACAUCUCUCUGUCCAACAUGCCUGUAGUUAACACUUUUGAAGUGAACAACGGCGUGCUCGAGGACCAGUUUGAUGCCAGUGUAAAGAUGAGCACUUACCUCGUAGCUUUUGUCAUCUGCGACUUCAAAUCUGUCACUGCAAGAACGUCUUCUGGGGUGCAGGUGUCCAUCUAUGCCUCCCCUGAAAGGUGGCCACAAACCCACUAUGCCCUGCAGGUUGCUGUCAAAAUGCUAGACUUCUACGAGGAAUAUUUCAACAUCCAUUACCCUCUACCCAAACAAGAUCUGAUCGCCAUACCAGAUUUCCAAUCUGGUGCAAUGGAGAACUGGGGCCUGACCACCUACAGGGAGACCAGCCUACUCUUUGAUCCACUCACGUCCACCAUUUCUGAUGAACUCUGGGUUACCAUGGUGAUUGGGCACGAGCUCGCCCAUCAGUGGUUUGGUAAUCUGGUGACCAUGGAGUGGUGGAACGAUAUCUGGCUGAAUGAAGGAUUUGCCAGAUACAUGGAGUACAUCUCAGUGGAGGCCACCUAUCCUGACCUCAAAGUGGAGGAAUAUCUCCUGGACACGUGUUUUUCAGCAGUUGGUCACGAUUCGUUGAACUCUUCUCGGCCAAUAUCCAGCCCAGCAGAGAACCCCACUCAGAUCAAGCAGAUGUUUGACACAGUCUCCUAUGAUAAAGGAGCAUGUGUCCUUCACAUGCUGCGACACUUUCUGACCGAUGAUGUGUUCCAGCGGGGGAUUGUACGAUACCUCCGCAAAUACAGCUACAGGAAUGCACACAACCAGGAUCUGUGGGACAGCUUAGCCAAUACAUGCUCCGAGGAGGACUUCAUCUCAGGAAAACACUGUUACAGCAGCAACCAGGCAUCAAAGAAUGCAUACCUGUUUGCAGGUGAGCACAUGGACCUGACAGCCAUGAUGAACACCUGGAUUCUGCAGAAAGGCAUCCCCCUGGUAACUGUAACCAGGAAAGGGCCCAAUCUGCUGCUGAAGCAGGACAGGUUCCUACGGACAGUGCUGCCUUCUGACCGUCUCUGGUCAGCUUUGCAACAUGGUUUCCUUUGGCACAUCCCCCUGACUUACAAGACACAGGCUUCAGGCACCAUCCACAGACACCUGAUGACAACACACACAGAUAGUAUACAUAUAGGGGAAGACGUCAGCUGGGUGAAAGUAAACACUGACAUGACCGGCUAUUAUGUGGUUCAUUAUGAGGAUGGUGGUUGGGACGAGAUGACUGAGCUAUUGAGGGAAAACCACACUGCUCUCAGCUACAAAGACAGGACUCACUUGAUACACAACGCCUUUCAAUUGGUCACGGCAGGUCAUCUGCCGCUCAAUAAAGGCUUAGACCUUAUUGGUUACCUGCAGUUGGAGACACACACUGUGCCUCUUCUACAAGGACUUGGCUAUCUGGAGGCCUUCUACAGGAUGAUUGAGAAAAGGAAUGAAUUGGAAGUAAUAAGCAACCUACGGAGGCACAUUCUGCAAUUUUUCCGUGCGGUCAUUGACCGUCAGACGUGGAGCGACAGUGGCUCCGUGUCCGAGCGCCGGCUGAGGUCAAAGCUCCUGUCACUGGCUUGCCACCUGGACGAUCCUCGCUGUCUGGGGCGGGCACAGGCGAGCUUCAAAGACUGGCUUCAGUCCAAUGGCACACUCAACUUGCCAACUGAUGUGGCAGAGACGGUGUUUUCAGUUGGAGCUCAAGAUGACCGUGGCUGGGCUUCACUGUUACACACAUACAACAUCUCUCUCUCUGCAGCGCAAAAAAGCCAAGUCCUGUUUGCCUUGACCUGCAGCAGAGACACAAAAAAACUACACAGACUGCUGCAGUUGGGUCUUGAGGGGAAGGUGAUUCGAUCCCAGGACCUGUCAUCUCUCAUCCUGAUGGUGGCCAGGAACCCGCAGGGACAUCACCUCGCCUGGAACUUUGUCAAAAAGAACUGGGACACGCUCGUUCAAAAGUUCCAGUUGGGCUCAUUUUGUAUUAGAAACAUCAUCGUGGGCACCACAGGCCAGUUCUCCUCUCCAGAGGAACUCGCUGAAGUGCAGUUGUUCUUUGAGUCCAUCAAAGAGCAGGCGUCUCAGCUGAGAGCAUCUCAGGUUGCCCUGGACAACGUGCAGAAAAAUGUCCGCUGGUUUCAGAGGAACCUAGAGACUAUGAGAAACUGGUUGAACAAAACAUUACAGUGAAAGACUGCAGAUGAAAGAGAGGUGAUGAUUAGACACCAAAGCGAGAUUAUUUGGGAUGUUGUACUUUUUUUAAACUUGUUUUUUAUGUGUACAAUUUCACAGAAAAGCUGACAAUUUUUAAUAUAAUUACUGUUUUCUAAAUAAGCAGAGAUUUAUUGGUUUGACCCAGAUA
Molecule: messenger RNA, 3312 nt
Organism: Pungitius pungitius (ninespine stickleback)
Lineage: Eukaryota; Metazoa; Chordata; Actinopteri; Perciformes; Gasterosteidae
Gene: erap2
Product: endoplasmic reticulum aminopeptidase 2
Exons: 21
Coding region: 303-3140 (945 amino acids)
Biological process (GO): proteolysis; peptide catabolic process
Cellular component (GO): cytoplasm
Molecular function (GO): peptide binding; metalloaminopeptidase activity; zinc ion binding
Source: RefSeq, a predicted model, not a curated record